ACACCGCACUUCUCGGCACUCUCACCCACUCCCAGCCAGGCCUCGGCUUCACACAGACUCUGCCCAGAUUCACUCACGCUCACAGCUUGCUGGCAGUCAGUCUCCGCUCAUCCUCCAUGGCAUCCCAUGCAGCUGCACUACUAGCCCUCAGCCUGCUGAUUCUCUGGACCUCCCCUGCUCUGGGAGAUGCCAACGACGCUGAAGACUGCUGCCUGUCUGUGGCCCGGCGCCCCAUCCCUGGAUUCCUGGUGCGAGCCUAUCGCUACCUGCUCAUCAACAAUGGCUGCAGUGUGUCUGCCGUUGUGUUCACCACCCUGAGAGGUCACCAGCUCUGUGCACCCCCAGACCAGCCCUGGGUGGGCCGCAUCAUCCGGAGACUGCAGAAGAACUCAGCCAAGGCAAGCCUGGCCCUCCCCAGCCCUGCCUCCUCCCUGCAAGCCCCUGUCCAAGACCCCAGCCCAUGACUUUGCCUCUCCUUCCUCCCCCAGGGAAAGCGCUACAGCAGGUAGCCCAUGAUAGCCCCAGAGGGAGCCCUGUGUCUGAGGGAAAGAAUGUGAAUCACUGAAGCCCUGGGGAACCAAGGACCAGAAGGGAGGACCAGGCCUCCUGCUCCCCUGCCCCAGACCUGACCCAGCUGGGACGGGGCAGGAGUGUGAGUGUGAGUGUGAGUGUGGAUGAGUGUGGUGGAAGCACAA
Messenger RNA from Orcinus orca (killer whale), 695 nucleotides. It is a transcript of the gene CCL19, whose product is annotated as C-C motif chemokine ligand 19. The transcript is spliced from 3 exons. Gene Ontology annotation, biological process: inflammatory response; cellular response to interleukin-1; G protein-coupled receptor signaling pathway. The record is from RefSeq and is a predicted model, not a curated record. Gene Ontology annotation, cellular component: extracellular region. Gene Ontology annotation, molecular function: CCR chemokine receptor binding; chemokine activity. NCBI's taxonomy places the organism in Eukaryota, Metazoa, Chordata, Mammalia, Artiodactyla, Delphinidae. Bases 117 to 464 code for a protein of 115 amino acids.